This is a messenger RNA of Cordyceps fumosorosea ARSEF 2679, 4260 nucleotides long. RefSeq names its product Tetratricopeptide-like helical. Gene Ontology annotation, cellular component: Ski complex. The record is from RefSeq and is a predicted model, not a curated record. The transcript has 2 exons. Lineage: Eukaryota; Fungi; Ascomycota; Sordariomycetes; Hypocreales; Cordycipitaceae. Bases 1 to 4260 code for a protein of 1419 amino acids. Gene Ontology annotation, molecular function: protein binding.
AUGUCAGGCUCAAAGGCUGCCUUGAAAGGCAUAAACGAGGCCGUCAAAUCGCAGAAAUUUGAUGACGCUAUCGCCAAGUCCCAAGAUCUGCUGAGGAAGGACCCCCAGAACUAUCAAGCGAACAUAUUUUUAGCCUUUGCGUUGGACAAAAAUGGCAGAACUGAAGACGCUGAAAAGGUCUACAAAACAGCCACAGAGUUGCGCCCCACGGAAGGCCAAGGCUGGCAAGGUCUCAUCAAGCUCUACGAGAAACAAGGCGCGCAGAAGCUCGGAGAGUACCAGCAUGCUGUCAUCCAGCUCUCUCAUAUUUUCCACGCAGCGAAUGAUGCAUACAAGGCGCAGGAUGUCGCAGACAAAUUCGUCGACUUUGCCCGCGUGAGAGGAGAUCGUCUGCAAUACGCUGAUGCACUGUGGAUCAGACUUCCAGAAAGCCCUCUGUACGCUAUUCUCGAAGGUCGGUUUCCUGCGCCAGCCAAAACCUACGAAACCAUUGCUGUGAUUCUCGAAGACUUUGAGAAGAAGCGCAUCAAUACACUUGUUGGAGAACGCAGAACUCGACUCGGAGCCAAGCUGAACGAAGUGACGCUUGAAGUAAAGCGUGAAGUCUAUGCACAAAGCAAACUGGAAAGUGUGUACCGACAACUCAUAAAUUGGACGACUGAUGACGACUUGAGGCGCACAUAUGAAGAGAAGCUUGUGCAGUAUUGCCAUGAUCGCCUCCUUGCCCUUCCCGCUGGCGAACAAAAAGCCGCAGAGCUGGCCAAGGUGAUUGGCCUUGCCAACGACAUGGUCGUAAUCAAGCACCCCUUCCGGCUCGCUUGGGAGAUUGCCAUCAACUGGCAAGACCACAAGGAAAUCUCCGACUGGAGCGCCGAUUUGUUACACAGCUACUGUGCCCACUUCCCCGAGAGCGAUCUGUACAAAGUCAUCACUGCUUUCCUGACUUCGCCUAUAUCACCAUUUCCAGCUGCCACUCCAGCACAGCAAAAGCCAUGCGCCGAUGAGUUGACUGACGACAGUGAUGAUGACGACGGCGGGGUUCCUACGUCAGUGGUUCCGCUCACUGACGAAGAUCGCAUCAUCAUGAUAACAGAAGGCAUUGCAGCCACUGAGUCAUCACUCGGAUACAGACUUGUUGGUGAAUUCUUCCUUCACUAUGGCGAAUAUGAAAGUACAGUCGAGUACAUGCGAAAAGCGCUUCAGUUUAUUGCCAAAGAGAAAGCCUUGAGCAGCUUCUACUUCAAAGACACAACAGACGCCUAUUCCCUCUGCCUGGCCACAUCGCUCGUCUACUACCAGUCACCACGGCACCACAGCGAAGCAAAAGGUCUCUUCGAGAAGGUCUUGAAGCAUGAUGCAACGACCACGCGUGCCAUGAUUGGUGUGGGACUUAUAUACGAGGAGGAGGAAGAGUAUGACCAAGCUGUCGAUUUCCUGGAGCGAGCCUUGCAAAAGGAUAUCAAGAAUACAAAAGUCAGGUCAGAAGCUGCAUGGGUACGAGCGCUCAAGGGCGAUUACAAGCUCGCCGCCGACGGGUUGCGCGAGUGUCUAAACGCUCUAGAUGUCAAGGAGCCAAACAAGGAACUUCUUGCCGAUGCACAGUAUCGACUGGGCUACUGCCUUUGGAAUUCUGACACAUCUCGCCAAGCCAGAAAGCAGCGCAAAGGAGAAUGUGCUUACGCCUACUGGCUCGCAGCUCUGAACAACAACCUCGAUCACGCACCUUGCUACACCAUGCUGGGAAUCUUCUACAGCGAUUAUGCUAACGACAAAAAACGUGCACGUCGCUGCUUCCAAAAAGCUCUUGAGCUGUCUUCCGCAGAAGUCAUCUCUGCCGAGCGCCUCUCUCGUUCCUUUGCGGAGGAUGGCGACUGGGACAGGGUUGAACUGGUCGCUCAGCGUGUGGUGGACUCUGGCAAAGUCAAGCCACCGCCUGGAUCCAAGCGAAAGGGCAUCAGUUGGCCAUUUGCAGCUCUUGGAGUUGCCGAAUUAAACAAGCAUGAGUAUCACAAAGCCAUCGUCUCCUUUCAGUCUGCACUUCGACUCGCGCCGGAAGAUUACCAUUGCUGGGUUGGUCUCGGUGAGAGCUACCACAAUUCCGGAAGAUACGUCGCCGCGACGAAGGCAAUCAUCAACGCCCAAAAACUUGAGGAGCAGGCAGACAAGGACAUGUCGGCAGACUCCUGGUUCACCAAGUUCAUGCUUGGUAAUAUCAAGCGCGAGCUGGGAGAAUAUGAUGACGCCGUUGAACUAUAUCGGUCGGUGAUCAAGACGCAUCCAGCCGAAGAAGGUGUCAUUAUCGCAUUAAUGCAGACCAUGGUGGACAAUGCGCAGAUUAGUGUCGAAAAGGGGCAGUUUGGCAAGGCCAUCGAAUUUGCCUCGGAAACAAUCGAAUUUGCGUCAAAAGCUGAAGAAAAUGUUCUGGCGACUUUCAACUAUUGGAAGACUGUUGGUGACGCUUGUUCAGUGUUCGCUUCUGUCCAGAGUCGUACUUCUGAUUUUCCCCUGGAAGAUGUUCGAGCGAUACUAGAGAAGGCUCCCAAGGAAGCAUUCGAAAUCAGCGCCAAUGUUGACAAAGUCACCACGGAUAUUGUCUCGGCUCAAGGAAUCUACCCCGCGGAUGAGAAAUCUGGCGUCGAGCUAACCAGGUGCAUCCAGGCUACGAUUUUGUGCCACAAGGUUGCUGUUCAUGCCGUAUCGAAAGACGUCCAUGCCCAAGCCGUUGCCAUGUUCAACCUUGGCUGGGCUGAAUUUAGGGCGCAUUCUUGCUUGCCGGUUUCCAUGCGGAAGAAGUCAAGCAACUACCUCAAGGCAGCCAUUAGAUGCUUCAAACGAGCUAUUGAGCUCGAGGCUGGCAAUGCUGACUUUUGGAACGCACUGGGUGUAGUGACAAGCGAGGUUAACGGUGCCGUGUCGCAACACUCAUUUGUCCGCAGCAUCCAUAUUGACGAGCGCAGCCCGGUGGGAUGGACGAAUCUUGGUGCGCUCGCUCUCAUGUCUGGAGAUUUCAAAGUGGCCAAUGAAGCCUUUACCAGAGCACAGUCGACUGACCCCGACUACGCGCAUGCAUGGCUUGGUCAAGGCUUUGUCGCUCUUCUGUAUGGAGAUGCUAAGGAAGCCCGUGGCCUGUUUACACAUGCAAUGGAUAUUGCCGAAGCAUCAUCUCUUUCGGUUCGUCAGCAAUAUUCCUCGUCCAUGUUUGACCACAUUCUAGUCGGGCCGACGAACAUCACCAUUGCAUCGUUAUUGCAGCCCGUGUUUGCGCUAAAUCAAAUACAGAGCAUGCGGCCGGAGGACUUUGCCUUUGGUCACCUCGCCAGCUUGUUCUUGGAGCGCACUCGCGACCACGCCCGUGCCGUGGAGAUCCUGGAGACGAUUUGUUCCAGCAUAGAAGCGGACUAUGAGCAGACAGAAUCUCCGCUGAGCCUGGCCCGGUUCACGCUGGCGAGAAUAGAUCUUGCUCGUGCAUACCUGGCUUCCAAGUCGUACGAUAAGGCCAUUGAAUGCGGCGAGAUGGCGCUGGGGCUAAGUAGCGACGAACAAGACAGCGAAUUAACGAGAGAGCAACGCAAAAAGGCGAGGCUCUCAGCGCACCUGACGGUUGGGCUAGCCCAAUUUUACGAGAAAGACUUUGGCGAGGCCGAAAAAUGUUUUGAAGCCGCGCUUGAAGAGUCGGACAGCAACCCAGAUGCAACAUGUUUGCUGUCGCAGGUCCUGUGGGCUCAGGGCACAGAAGAGGCGAAGGAAAAGGCACGCUCGUCGCUAUUCGAAGUCAUUGAGGCGCACCCCGACCACGUGCAGAGUGUGCUGCUGCUGGGCGUCAUCGGGCUGCUUGACGAGGACGAGGGCAAUGUGGAGGCGGUGGCCGAAGAGCUACAGGCGUUGCGCGCCAGCGAUCGCGUAGCGGAUCGGGAGCAGGCGCAGAUUGGCGAAGUGAUGCGGGUCAUGGCGACGCUCGGCGCGGCGGGUGCCGAUGAGGUGCUGGCGCUCACACAGAUGCAGACGGACGUGAUGCUACACCCACACCUGCCGCACGGGUGGUCGGCGCUGGCGGCGGCAGCGGGCGACGCGCACGCGGCGCAGACGUCGCUCAAGGUGGCGCGCAGGGGCAUCCCGCCGCGCGGACGGCUGGACGCGACGGACCUCGCGGCGUCGCACGCGGGUACCGGCGGGGUUGCGGACGCGCAGAGGGCAGCGGUCCUGGCGCCGUGGGAGACGGCAGGGUGGGCGGCUCUGAAGAGGGCGACGGAGGGGGUCUAG